CCACAACUUUAGCAUCUUGUGGAGGACUUGGACACUCAAAGGACUAGGCUUCAGGUCCUGUUUGUGACUCAACAGCUUUGGGGCAAGCCUACUGGGAAAUUUUCACUUCUAACUAGACUUCCCAGACAGUGCUGAGGCUGCUGUUCCAGGGAUCACACUCAGAUCCACUGUAUUGGAAAUCUCUGCUGACCUGGCUCAAAUCAAGACACUUGGAGGUUCUCCGUAUCACUUCUGAGGAGGAGACCCAUGCACUUAGGGUCAAGUGGCACUUAGGGGACCCAAUCUGUGCAGAGUUGCCUGGAGCACAUUCCUUCCAGGACCUGUCGCCAACUUAGAAACAACAAUAAACCAGGACAGUUUUGGCAUGUGACGGACUUCCACUUAGAUCCUACUUACCACAUCACAGAUGACCACACAAAAGUGUGCGCUUCCUCUAAAGGUGCAAAAGCCUCAGAUCCUGGUCCUUUUGGAGAUGUAAUGUGUGAUUCUCCUUAUCGCCUCAUUUUUUCAGCACUUGAUUUUAUUAAAAAUUCAGGACAAAAAGUAUCUUUUAUGAUAUGGACAGGGGAUAGCCCGCCUCAUGUUCCAGUGCUUGAACUCUCAACAGACAAAGUCAUAAAUGUGAUUGCUAAUCUCACAACCACUAUCCAGCGUCUCUUUCCAAAUCUCCAGGUUUUCCCUGCACUGGGUAAUCAUGACUACUGGCCACAGGAUCAACUGCCUGUAGUCACCAGCAAAGUGUACAAUGCAGUAGCAAACCUCUGGAAACCAUGGCUGACUGAAGAAGCUAUUACUACUUUAAGGAAAGGUGGCUUUUAUACACAGAAAGUUUCAAAUAAUCCGAAACUUCGGAUCAUCAGUCUCAACACAAACUUAUACUAUGGCCCAAAUUCCAUGACCCUAAAUCAGACUGAUCCAGCAAAUCAAUUUGAAUGGCUAGAAAAUACACUGAACCUCUCUCAGCAAAAUAAAGAGAAGGUGUACAUCAUAGCUCAUGUUCCAGUGGGGUAUCUGCCUUUUGCAAAGGGCAUCCCAGCAAUGAGACAAUGCCAUAAUGAGAAAUUGAUAGACAUUUUUAGAAAAUACAGUGACAUCAUUGCAGGACAAUUUUAUGGACAUACUCACAGAGAUAGUAUUAUGGUUCUUUCAGAUAAAAAAGGAAAGCCAGUAAAUUCUUUGUUCGUGGCUCCUGCUGUUACUCCAGUGAGAAGUGUUUUAGAGAGACUGACCAACAAUCCCGGUGUCAGACUAUUUCAGUAUGAUCCUCGUGAUUAUAAAUUAUUGGAUAUGCUGCAGUAUUACUUGAACCUGACAGAUGCUAAUAUAAAGGGAGAAUCCAAUUGGAAGCUGGAGUAUAACCUGACCCAGGCCUAUGACAUUGAAGAUUUGCAGCCAAAAAGUUUGUAUAAGUUAGCUAAACAAUUUGCAAUCCAAGAGAGUGAACAGUUCAUAAAAUACUACAAAUACUUCUUUGUGAGUUAUGACAGCAGUGUAAUUUGUCAGGGAAAAUGUAAGAUCUUUCAGAUUUGUGCAAUUAUGAAUCUUGAUGUUAUUUCUUAUACAGAUUGCUUGAGACAAUAUCAUAUGAAGCACAGUCUGUAAUAUUUCACAGUUUGUUCUCUUUGAUAAUGAAACAGUGCUCUGCUUCUUGAGAUCAGUUGGUGGAAAUUGUUAUGCAAAUCUUUGUGAGUUACUGAGUGGGCAGGAAUAAUUCCUGUCUUUGCUUUUUUAUGAUGCAAAAAUGUAGUACUCUCAAUUUUUAUUAUAUCGAAUGUAUUUAAAUUGCCCAUUACUAGAAUGAUGUUUGAAUGUAAAUACCCUAUCUUCCAGGACUUCCUAGGUGGCUCAGUGGUAAAGAACCUGUCUGCCAAUGCCAAGGCAGGAGACUCAGGAAAUUCAGGUUCAAUCCCUGGGUCCGGAAGUUCUCCUGGAGUAGGAAAUGGCAACCUGCUCCAGUAUUCUUGCUUGAAAAUUUCAUGGACAGAGGAGCUUGAUGGGCUACAGUCCAUGGGGUCCCAAAAAGUGGGAUACAACUGAACACGCACGCACCUUAUCUUCCAGUUUAUUAUAAUUGUACCUAAUUUAUACUCUUGUUGAAAUUGUCAUUUAUACAAUAAAACAAAUUAUUUUUCCUUAA
Molecule: messenger RNA, 2137 nt
Organism: Capra hircus (goat)
Lineage: Eukaryota; Metazoa; Chordata; Mammalia; Artiodactyla; Bovidae
Gene: SMPDL3A
Product: sphingomyelin phosphodiesterase acid like 3A
Exons: 8
Coding region: 478-1602 (374 amino acids)
Biological process (GO): sphingomyelin catabolic process
Molecular function (GO): sphingomyelin phosphodiesterase activity
Source: RefSeq, a predicted model, not a curated record